GAUCAGAAACCAAUGAGAAUCAUUCUCGUUCAUGGCUCCAGCCAUGGCGCUUGGUGUUGGUAUAAGGUGAUGGCUGAGCUUCUAUCAAAGGGAUAUUCAGUAAAAGCUAUUGAUCUUGCUGCUUCUGGUGCUGAUUCGAGAAAAAUUCCUGAAGACGUCUCCACCUUCGAUGAUUAUAACAGCCCGUUAAUUGAGUUCAUGUCCACAAUUCCAGAAGGAGAAAAGAUUAUUUUGGUCGGUCACAGCUUCGGCGGUCUGAAUUUGGCUUUCGCCAUGGAUGCCUUUCCUGAAAAGAUCGCCGCUGCUGUCUUCGUUACUGCGUUUUUGCCUGAUACCACUCAUCAACCUUCUUAUUUUAUCGACCUGCAAUUUCAACAACUUCUGAAUCGAAAGAUAGAACCUGAGAUCAAUCUCGUCGUGGUUCCAGGAAAAUCAGAACCUUUGAUUACAAUAUGUUUCGAUUCCAAGUUUCUCGCCACCUACCUUUAUCAAAACAGCUCCUUUGAGGAUCUGACUCUGGCGAGUGUAAUGAUGAGAACUACAUCAACUUUUUCUGAAGAUUUAAAGAAGAAAUCACUGUUGGCAAAAGGAGGUUUUGGAUCUGUCGAUAAGAUGUAUAUUAUCUGCAAUGAAGAUGCAUUAAUCAGUAAGGAGCAUCAGCGAUGGAUGAUUCAGAAUAAUGGCACUGUGAAAGAGAUUAUGGAGAUCGAAGGAGCAGAUCAUAUGCCAAUGUUCUCUAAGCCAAAUGAGCUUUGCCAAUGCCUUGCAAGCAUUGUUGACAAAUAUUAUUCCAUUUGAUGACAUUUCUUAGAUAAUCUACUGAAGAUUUAUGCAUUUUCUUGAUGUAUCAAGAUCCAUUUGAUCACAAAAAUGAUAUA
This is a messenger RNA of Dendrobium catenatum, 878 nucleotides long. Its product is annotated as methylesterase 1. Gene Ontology annotation, biological process: salicylic acid metabolic process; jasmonic acid metabolic process. Gene Ontology annotation, molecular function: methyl indole-3-acetate esterase activity; methyl salicylate esterase activity; methyl jasmonate esterase activity. The transcript has 3 exons. Bases 13 to 798 code for a protein of 261 amino acids. Lineage: Eukaryota; Viridiplantae; Streptophyta; Magnoliopsida; Asparagales; Orchidaceae. The record is from RefSeq and is a predicted model, not a curated record.